Messenger RNA from Drosophila albomicans, 1228 nucleotides. RefSeq names its product transcription elongation factor S-II (gene TfIIS). The transcript is spliced from 3 exons. Gene Ontology annotation, cellular component: nucleus. The record is from RefSeq and is a predicted model, not a curated record. Bases 107 to 1060 code for a protein of 317 amino acids. Lineage: Eukaryota; Metazoa; Arthropoda; Insecta; Diptera; Drosophilidae. Gene Ontology annotation, biological process: DNA-templated transcription; transcription elongation by RNA polymerase II. Gene Ontology annotation, molecular function: nucleic acid binding; zinc ion binding.
UUGAAAUUAAAAUAGCGGUCACACUUGUCUUCAGAAUACAUCAAAGAAAAUUUAGUAAACAACAUUUAUUGGAGGGAAAUAAUAUUGUACGCCAGCGGCUUUUAAAAUGAGCGUCGAGGACGAAGUGUUCCGAAUCCAAAAAAAAAUUGGCAAAAUAUCGACAGCAAGCGAUGGCGCGGGACAAGAACAAGCACUCGAUCUAUUAAAGGCGCUGCAAACCUUAAAUAUUAAUCUGGAAAUAUUGACAAAGACACGCAUUGGAAUGACUGUGAAUGAAUUGCGCAAAAGCAGCAAGGACGACGAGGUGAUUGCACUGGCCAAGACACUCAUCAAGAACUGGAAACGGUUCCUCGCAAGUCCGGCGCCAGGCACCCCCAAGGAGAGCUCUGCGAACAAGGAUAAUUCGAGCAGUGCACCGAAAUCAUCGAGUGCCUCCAAGUCGAAUUUAUCGUCAGGCAAGGAGAAAUCUGGCAGCACCAGCAACUCUGCGAAGGAAAAACGCGAAGAAAAGAAACCAUCGUCAUCAUCAGCGCAAACAUCAUCAUUUCCAUCGAGCGGCGGGAUGACUGAUGCCGUCCGCUUGAAGUGUCGCGAGAUGUUAACGAAUGCACUAAGGAUUGGCGAAGUGCCUGAAGGUUGCGCUGAGCCGGAGGAAAUGGCCGCCGAGUUGGAGGACGCCAUUUAUAUGGAGUUCAAAAACACUGAUAUGAAGUACAAGAACCGCAUUCGAUCGCGCGUUGCAAAUCUGAAAGAUGUGAAGAAUCCGGGACUUCGUGGCAAUUUCAUGUGCGGCGCUGUAUCGGCAAAACAGUUAGCCAAAAUGACACCUGAAGAGAUGGCCAGCGAUGAAAUGAAGAAGCUGCGUGAGAAGUUUGUCAAAGAGGCCAUCAACGAUGCCCAACUCGCGACUGUCCAAGGCACUAAGACGGAUUUGCUGAAGUGUGGCAAGUGCAAAAAGCGCAACUGCACCUAUAACCAGCUGCAAACGCGCUCCGCCGAUGAACCUAUGACCACGUUCGUCAUGUGCAACGAGUGCGGCAACCGAUGGAAAUUUUGCUAAACGUCCUUUAAUCCAACCAAAAUAACCUUUAAACUUAAUUCAAAUUAUUACAUACAUAUACGCAAACCCAUAUACUGACACAGACAUACAGAUCCAAUACCUUUUGUAUUGAGGCGCAUUCAAUGACCACCUAAAAUAAAAAUGUCAAUAAAAAAUUAUUGAAAGCGA